GCAACACACGACAUUCCAGUCGCAGCGUGAAAGGAGCUGAAAAUAACCCGACCUUGCUCAAACAUAAACGCUGCCCUUUUUCGCAUUUCUUGUCUCCAGGGCACUUGCGCUAUUAGCUGACCGUGUAACCAAGCUACAUUAGCAAGAACGCGCGUGGCGCAUCUGUUUGGCGCGCAAGUACUCUGUGUGCAACGUGGGGAUGGCCCUCCUCGUGCCGCAAGCAAACGCGUCGCCCUUUGAGCCCUUCCAUUUUGACACAAAUCCUUUUCUUAACGAGGGCGGCGCAUCGGCAAUCGAUUUUCAUGAUUUGUUUCGCCUUCUUAAGGAGGAUGGCGGGGCGGAGGGCCUUGAGGCUGGGCCCAUGGGAGCUGGCUUAGAUUGCCCGCAAGGCUCUGAAGGCCUAGCCGACAGUCCAGCUUCAUCAACGGGCUGGGUGGCCUCGCCGACCCCGGCAGGUGCAGCUCCGCUGCCAGCUGCCCCCGCCGUGAGCCUGGCCACUGCGGCUGCACCCUCCGCAAGGCAAGCAGCACGCAACGAUACCAAAGCGGCGACGGACACAACCAAACGGAGCCGGGAGGCCGCUCAGAUCCCAAAAAGCAAGCAAAAUCAGCUCAAGGAGCUGGAGGCCCUCGCGGCUCAGAAGGCGGAGGAGGUGGAGCGGCUGCUGCGGCAAAACAGCGAGCUGAAGUUCAGGCACUCAAUUCUGCAGAAGGUGGUGAAUAUGCGGGACCACCAGCUCAAGGUAAUGCGGGGGCCCGGCAGCGGCGCCUUCGGCGGCCCAGGCUACACGGUGCCAUGGGGCGGUGCAAACGGGGCCCAGCAGCAGCAGCCGGCGGCGCCCUCAUGCAGCGGCGCCAGCGGGACGAACGGUGGCGUGUGUGGCGGCGGCGGCGGCGGUAGCGGCGGCGCGCCGGGCACACCACAGAACCCGGCUGCGUCCGACGGCUGCGGCACCUGGGCGGCGGGCGAGGCGGCGGGCGAGGUGGCGGGCGCGGGCGCGGGGCCCGAUGGCGGUUGCAGUGGGGCUGCUGGAGGUGGCGGCAAUGCCGUGGAGCUGGUCCGCGGCACCGGGUGCGGGAAGCUGCUAGCGCCGGCGGCUCCGCUGUCUGACGCCGAGCGGGAACGGUUCCGGAACCUGGGCAAGGGCCAGCUGAUAGAGAGCUGGAAGAAUUUCCUUUCUGAUGUGGCGGUGCCGCUGCUGGCUCUGGAGACCGACCCGCGGGACGAGGCGGCUGCGGCGCAGCUGGCGGCGGCGGCGGCGCAGGCGGCCUACCUGAUCAAGGGCGCCAGUCUGCUGGCACCCGACACCCUGGCCACAGCCAUGCAGAUUCACCUGGAGUCGGAGGCGCCAGGCGCGCCGGAGCCGGGGCACUGGCUGCCGGUGGUGCGCACCCUGGAGCUCAGCCCGCAGCAGGAGGCGGAGCUGAGGGCGGUGUGGGGGCUGUACAGCGGCGUCAUGCGGGCGGUGGUGGCGGAGCGGGGAGGCAUCAUGGCGACGCUGGCCACGGGCGUGCACGGCUCCACACAGGACAUUGUGCGCAUGAUGUCGCAAAUGACUGUGUCGCCCGAGUGCGAGGUCAUGCAGACGCUCCAACGCAACAUGCGGCGUGAGAAGUCCGCGCACCUGCUGCUGCGGGGCUACCUGUACGGGCACACGCUCACCACACUGCAGUUCGUCAAGGCGAGUGUGUAUUCUUAUCCCUGGCUGCCCGACGCCACAGCCAUUGUGGCGGUUGUGGCGGAGCAGGGCGCAGGGGCUGCCGCCGCCGCUCCGGGCGCCGCCCCUUGAGGAGGCCCCCGGUUGCUACGGUGUUGGUUCUGCCGGGGAUGACGAGCCCUGCGCAUGCACGAUUGCGGGAUGAUGGGCGUGCAGGAGGACGGGCAUGGCGACGGACGCCAGAGAGGCUUUGGGGUGGGGAGGAAGGCACGUGGGAUGCGUGAAAGCGCGUACGAGGAAGUCAGUUUGGUCACAGCCGUUGGUAAACAGGUUCAGGCUAGGACAUGCCAUUGUGUCAGUUGUGGUGUGCACACGCCAGUGGGAAUGUCAGCCGAGUGUGCUCUGUAUGGGUCAUUUGGGGUGGGCCGCACAGUGGCACCAGCGCAUGACAUGAGUAUUUCAAGGUAUUGGUUACAACAGCAUCUCAGAUGCUGACUCCACGCACGGAGGCGCUGAGACGACAAGAAUUUGCGUAGCGGAUGAAACUUGGUGCAAGGACCGGCAGCAUUCAGGAGGUAAUGGACUUGGCGAUUUGGCCGGUGAUGCGGACACGUCCGGCCAUUUGAGCAAUACAGUAGGCCAUUGCAGACACGAUUGCAGACGUUGCGCAUGCUGGCUCGCCACUCGAUAUUGGGUGUGAGCAUGUGAUGCGAGGUUGUAAUGGGCCAUGCCGCUGGAACCUGGCUGGAACAGUGUCUCUGAGCAGAAUUGUGAACUCAUCUGGGUUUGCAAGUUACAGGAUUGCACCUCGUACCGGUAGUGCCAUGCAUGUGUUAUGUGUGAGGCAAGAGCGAGGAUGCGGAGACUGUUGGGGGGUUGUACGUGUUCACUUCGGCGGCAUGCUGAUUGCCUGACGUGCAUGAGUUCCGCAACACUCGUCAAGUGCAUGUUGUGGAAAUUGAGGAGGCAGUGCAUCCGAUUUGGGGGACUGGAGGGGUCUUGGCGCGUUGUUGCUUGCUGCAGGUAGCCUUACAGAAUGCCCCGAUUCGGCGAUAUGUCCAGGACAACUGGAGGGUAGCGACGUGCAAGACGCACAUGAGAGGGAGGCAUGGGCGACAGGCGAGCCGGAUUGCCUGACAGACUCAGUAAAUGAGUGCUAAAGUGGCGGUGGAGUGCUAGGUGAAGCCGUGGAGGUUUACAUCGCUGGCCUCCCGGGCGGGGCUGUUGGGACCGGGGGUCCGGGAGGGUCCGGAGCGUCGGCCCCUGGUCUGCCAAUUUCGAUGCGCCUCCGUCAUCAGACUAGAAUCCCAUGGUAGUUAUGUCAAGGUAAUAGUCAUGCUUGUCGUUUAAUGACCCCAGAUAUAACCAACUCGAGGGGCCCUCGCGGAAACUGCUUCUUGACAUGCACAGGCAUGCACAUGGCGGGCGCAUGGUGGGCAUCGUCGGCGGAGGCACGGGCGGAGGUCGGGGAUGCACAGUAGUGCCGCAUCAGAAGCCGUGCUCUGUCCGCCAUAUCAAUAGAAGCACAUGCAACCUCACGGGCCAAUGAACGUGGCGAACUGCGGUUGACUUCACUCGGCGCUUGAUUUAAGCGAACCUGACGGGUCCGGGGGUGCCAAUUUC
Molecule: messenger RNA, 3280 nt
Organism: Chlamydomonas reinhardtii
Lineage: Eukaryota; Viridiplantae; Chlorophyta; Chlorophyceae; Chlamydomonadales; Chlamydomonadaceae
Exons: 10
Coding region: 362-1789 (475 amino acids)
Source: RefSeq, a predicted model, not a curated record